AGAGUUUAUUGACAUUAGCCUGAUCCAGAAUCUUUGUGUGUGUGUGUGUUCCCAAAGAAGUUCCAAAGUCAGUCGAUGCCUAGGUCUAUAUUCAUCUGUUUACCUCAUACUAUUCAAUCGAUUUUUUUCCGCUUAUAAUGAUGACGAUUAUUAGUUGAAUGGAAUGAUCAAAAUUCCAUUGAAAUGGUCUUAGCCAGAUGGGAUUAUUUGCCUUCAAAUUUGAUUGAAUUGAUUGUAGCCAAUUUGACCGAUUUACAUGAUGUAUUAUCAUGUAUGUUGGUAUGUAAAAAAUGGUAUUAUACAUUAAAUGAUGAGAGAUCGGAUAUAUGGCGGAUAUUCUGUCAAAAUAAACUCUCCAAAGCUGUACUGAAAUCAAAUGUUUUAUCAAGUCUAAUAUCGUGCAAGGCAAAACUUCGUGCCUUUUAUUAUUCAUGGGAUUCAAAUGAAUGUUCACGGAAUAUUUAUAUCAAACCAAAUGGCUUUACAUUGCAUCGCAAUCCAGUUGCUCAAAGCACCGAUGCAGCCAAAGGUAAAAUCGGAUUCCUAACCGGGCGCCAUUGUUGGGAGGUUUGUUGGGAUGGUCCACUUGGAACCGUAGCUGUUGUUGGAAUUGCAACUAAAGAAGCAAGCGUUCAAGCACAAGGUUAUGUUGCAUUGAUUGGAUCAAAUCCACAUAGUUGGGGUUGGAACCUUGUAGAAAAUCAUCUUGUACAUGAUGGCCAUUGUAUUGGAUCAUAUCCACGUCUUAAUAAUGCACCACGGUAUCAAACGGGUGAUCGUUUACGUAUUAUUCUUGAUUGUGAAUCACAAACUUUAGCAUUCGAACGUGAUUAUGAAUUUCUUGGUAUUGCAUUUUAUUCGUUGCCUCGUAAACCAUUAUAUCCUGCCGUAUCGGCUGUUUAUGGCAAUACCGAAAUAUCAAUGGUCUAUCUGGGCUAUCCAUUAGAUGGAUGACAAUCUCAUAAAAUUAGGAAUUUUUUUUUGCAAUUUCUAUACAAAUAAUUUA
This is a messenger RNA of Dermatophagoides pteronyssinus (European house dust mite), 1006 nucleotides long. RefSeq names its product F-box synaptic protein (gene Fsn). Gene Ontology annotation, cellular component: synapse; SCF ubiquitin ligase complex. Gene Ontology annotation, biological process: proteasome-mediated ubiquitin-dependent protein catabolic process; synapse assembly involved in innervation. Gene Ontology annotation, molecular function: protein binding. The record is from RefSeq and is a predicted model, not a curated record. NCBI's taxonomy places the organism in Eukaryota, Metazoa, Arthropoda, Arachnida, Sarcoptiformes, Pyroglyphidae.